UAGAAGGUAUCUAGUUGUAACAGACUGACACUUUUUCAAGCCUAGAGCUUCUCAAAGGUGGUUAGGUUACCCCACCCAUUCUCCUAACCUGCCCAGGCCUGUAAUUGCUGCCCAGGGAACUAAAGCUCCUCCCCAAACAAACCUGUGAAAGAUCUAGACCUGAGCUUUUCCUUCUGCCCCUUCUGCAGGACUAGGCUGGUGUCAGGAGGCAGUUUCCUUUAACAUGGGCUCCAAUUCUGGGGAGCCAGAGCUCUUGCCCUGUGGGUCCUGUGACAUGGUUUUCCGCUCCGGGGCCCUGUUGGCCAUCCACACUCAGCGCUUUUGCAUUGGCCGCCUGACCCGGGAAGGGACAAAUAGAGCACAGCCCUCAGUAGCUACGGAAUCAAGGGGUACCGUGGUUGUGUCGGGAGAACUCCAGGGCCGCUUGGACCAGGAGGCCAGCACAUCUGCUCUAAAAAGGUUAACAGAGGAGGUGCAGUGGCUGCGGCUGUCCUUACAGAAAAUGGGACCCUGGAUGACAGAAGGCCCCACCUCCGAGGUUGCAGGGAGCCCUAACGAGAGACUGCAGGCGCUGUACAGGACCCGCGCCCGGCGCGUGGCAGAGACAGAAGCGCAGAGCCGGGCACUGGAGCGACGCGGCAACGAACUAAGCUGGCGCCUCCAAGGUGGGCCGCGGGGAGGGAUAUCCCGCUUAUUCGGUCUAGAACGGCAACUUCGAGAACUCCAGGCAGAGGCCGGACAGACACGGGGAGCUCUAGAGAUGUUGGAAACGCGCCUUCAAGAACUUCAACCCCAGACCGGGACUCGGCUGAAUGCCUGGCGGGAUGCUGAGCUCAAUUGUCCCGUGCUGCAGGUCAACCCAGGAACCUUAGCUGCGGAGAUCCGACUGUCUUUCUUUCUUUCUGUACCCACCCCGCUCCCUAGGGCCCUGCGUGAGGCCUACAUGCGAGGCGGGGGCCGGGACCCCGGUGUUCUGGGCAAGAUAUGGCAGUUACAAGUGGAGGCGUCAGCACUGGAACUGCGGCGGUCGCAGAAUCGCAGGGAUAAAGCAAGUGCAGCCUCAGGGGAGCUUCUAGUAUUGGAAGCAGAAAACCGGCGCCUAGAGGAGAAUAUCCUGGCCUUGCAGAUGCAGAGAUGCCGGGCCCAGACGUUUUGGGGGCCCAGGGAGGCACAACUCCUGGCUGGUCCCUGCACAAGUCCAUGGGGAAAGGGAAAUCCCCCACACCUCCCUCCACCAGUGGCACCCCCACUGCCACCACUUCCAGGCUCCACAAACGUCCAGUUCUCGGGUGGUGCAGAAAAGGCUGUGAGGACCCAGGGAUGCCAGGAUGGGCCACCACUUCCUGGAACCAUGACAAAGAACCUGAGUCUGGACCCACACUUCCUUUUACCCACAUCUGAUGUGCUGGGCCCUGCACCAUACGACCCUGGGGCUGGCUUGUUCAUUUUCUAUGACUUCCUGCGAGGCCUUGAUGCUUCUUGGAUUUGGGUGCAACUACUGACUGGCUUGGCCCGAGAUGGACAGGAUACAGGAGGGACCACAGCAUUGCCCCCAGCCUUUUGCUUGCCCCCACCUCCAGCUCCUGGGCCCAUGGGAAACUGUGCCAUCCUUGCCAGCAGGCAGCCUGUGCCCAGGCUGCUGCCAUCACCGUCAGUAUCUUUGGUGUGUGAGCUACAAGCCUGGCAGGGGUUGGCAUGGGCUAGGGCACCACAGCCAAAGGCUUGGGCCUCACUGGUGCUAUUUGACCGGGAUCAGCGUGUGCUAAGUGGCCGUUGGCGCCUUCCACUUCGGGCUCUUCCUGUGGACCCCAGCCUCAGCUUUGGGCAGCUGAAUGGGAUUCCCCAGGUCAGUGUGGAGGGUGGGGAUAAGGUCUACUCCAAGGUACAGAUAGAGUACCAUUUCAUCUCUCUCCAGGCAGGUCAAACUGAGCUCUUUCUGCGGCUGGUGAAUGCAAGAGAUGCAGAUGUCCAGACAUUGGCAGAGAUUAAUCCAACAAGUGCCCAUGAGUACCAGUACCCACCGGUAUCCAUAUCAUCUUCACUGGAAACAAGUUCCCUCAGCCCCAAGGCUGGCUUUGCUGAUCCCCCACCUCCUACAGAAGAGUCCUUUGGCAGAGUCAAGACUAAAGAUGAAAUUUUGAGCUAUGACCGACCCCAACAGGGGAGCUAGAGGGAACAUGAGGCUUAUUCCCAGACACCGGUAGCUUUUACUACUCCAUAGUUUAGAAGCAAAUGAGCUUGUGAAUUCUAACCACAUCUGUAUCACCUUUGGCAAGUAGUUGAUCUUUCUCCAACUGUUUUCUUUUGUAACCAUUUACUGAGGAUUAAAUGAAUCUGUCAGGUAUUUACAAUAUUACCUGGCACUUUCUUUUUGUAAAAGCCAA
This is a messenger RNA of Marmota monax (woodchuck), 2384 nucleotides long. RefSeq names its product coiled-coil domain containing 17 (gene Ccdc17). The coding region runs from base 224 to 2170 and encodes 648 amino acids. NCBI's taxonomy places the organism in Eukaryota, Metazoa, Chordata, Mammalia, Rodentia, Sciuridae. The record is from RefSeq and is a predicted model, not a curated record. The transcript is spliced from 12 exons.